This is a messenger RNA of Aplosporella prunicola CBS 121167, 1241 nucleotides long. RefSeq lists its product as uncharacterized. Gene Ontology annotation, biological process: transmembrane transport. The transcript is spliced from 6 exons. NCBI's taxonomy places the organism in Eukaryota, Fungi, Ascomycota, Dothideomycetes, Botryosphaeriales, Aplosporellaceae. The coding region runs from base 73 to 975 and encodes 300 amino acids. The record is from RefSeq and is a predicted model, not a curated record.
CCAUAUUCCAUCGCACCACACUCCGCGCCUGACUUUCUUUCUGCACUCUCCUUGCUCGAAGCAGUUGCCAUCAUGUCGACCGAGAAGCCCCUUCCCUUUGGCUACCAGUUUGCCGCCGGCGCCGUGGCCGGUGUCUCUGAAAUCCUGGUUAUGUACCCGCUUGAUGUCGUCAAGACCCGAGUACAGCUCCAAACCAGCAAGGCUGCCGGCGAGGAAUUUUACAAUGGCAUGUUCGACUGCUUCAGGAAGAUCAUCAAGAAUGAAGGCUUCUCCCGCCUCUACCGCGGCAUCAGCGCCCCCAUCCUGAUGGAGGCUCCCAAGAGGGCUACCAAGUUUGCUGCCAACGAUGAGUGGGGCAAGUUCUACCGCAAUCUCUUCGGCGCUGCGAAGAUGAACCAGCAACUCUCCAUUCUGACUGGUGCCACGGCCGGUGCAACCGAGUCUUUCGUCGUCGUUCCCUUUGAGCUGGUCAAGAUUAGGCUGCAAGACAAGGCUCAAGCUGGAAAGUACAAUGGCAUGAUGGACUGCGUCACCAAGAUUAUCAAGAACGAAGGUCCCUUGACUCUCUACCAGGGUCUGGAAAGCACCAUGUGGAGGCACAUUCUCUGGAAUGCUGGUUACUUUGGCUGUAUCUUCCAGGUUAGAGCUUUGCUCCCCCCGGCCCAGGACAAGAAGGGCCAGGUCAGGAACGACCUUCUAUCCGGUGCCAUCGGUGGUACUGUCGGUACCAUUAUCAACACCCCCAUGGACGUUGUCAAGUCGCGUAUCCAGAACUCGCCAAAGGUCGCCGGCACCGUGCCCAAGUACAACUGGGCAUGGCCCGCUCUCGGCACGGUCAUGAAGGAGGAAGGCUUCGGCGCGCUGUACAAGGGUUUCCUGCCCAAGGUGCUGCGUCUGGGCCCUGGUGGUGGUAUCCUGCUUGUCGUCUUCACGGGCGUCAUGGACUUCUUCAGGAAGAUGCGGGAGGGACAAUAGAUGGACGUUACCGCAUAGCCCCGGUUGUUUCUCCUGUCAUCGGUGAGCCACGGAUAGACUUGGAUGUUGGUAGCAUGUACGAUCAUCUGAUGAAGCUCACGCAUGUAGAGAUUCUAGUUCCAGUCACAGAGAACUUAGCUAGAUUUAGACGCCGGUCGUUCAAAUAACAUGACGUUGGCGCGCGACUAUAUGAGAACAGUAUUUGAACUACUGAGCUUUUGAGAACUUAUGUCAAUAGCUCAACAAAUAUGAAAAGUUGUUGCCUC